UAAAAGAGCUUAAAAACUUCUGCACAGCUAGAAUCAGUCUGGCACAAUUUACUGACACCAUGCUUGGCUUCAGUGAAGUUAAUCUUUUACUCCUGAUAUUUCUCCCAAAAACAGUUUACGGGAGUCAUAUCAUAAAUGGAGAAAAGGCCCCUGCAAACUCGAUGCAGUAUAUGGUCUCAGUCCAAAGCGCUGGGAAACAUAUGUGUGGAGGCUUUCUGAUCAGUGAGGACUUUGUGGUCACUGCUGCGCACUGCAGUAAUUCCAAACCUGAUGUGGUUGUCGUGGGAAGUCAUGAUCUCCAGAAUUCAAAUGUAGAGAAAAUAAAAAUUGAAAAACAAUGCAAACACCCAGAUUACCUGGAUGUAAAUUAUGGCGAUGACAUCAUGCUUCUCAAACUCUCAAGGAAAGUUUCUGUUAACAACAGAGUAAAGACCAUUCGCAUUGCAAGGCCUGGUUUUUUUUUACAUGACAAUCAAAUGUGUUCUGUCGCUGGAUGGGGUAAAACUGAAACCAGUGACAUCAGUAACGAUCUGAGAGUGGUCAAUGUGUCCAUCAUCAACAAAGACGUCUGCAAUAAGGAGUGGCAGUAUGGGCUUCCACCCAAUGUGAUCUGUGCUGGUGGAUAUAAUACAGAAAAAGGAUUCUGUCAGGGUGAUUCUGGUGGCCCUCUGGUGUGCAACGGGAUAGCUGUUGGGAUUGUGUCUUUCAACCAAAACUUUAACUGCGCCUACCCAAAUGUGCCGAAUGUUUAUAUUAAUAUCUCUAAAUAUUAUGGUUGGCUUAAUGAUGCUUUGAAGAAUAACAGUCGUUGCGGCCCAAACUUUUGGAAUGAAUCAUUCUUCAAGCUCAAAAGUGUGUGGGUGAAGGGAUUGUGCUUCUUAUUUAGAUCACCCUGGCUGCUUCUAGGCUUUAACUGAACUGCGCAGUAAAUAAAAAAACUCUUCAAGUUA
Cyprinodon tularosa is the source of this 950-nucleotide messenger RNA. Its product is annotated as duodenase-1-like. Gene Ontology annotation, biological process: proteolysis. The coding region runs from base 60 to 917 and encodes 285 amino acids. The record is from RefSeq and is a predicted model, not a curated record. NCBI's taxonomy places the organism in Eukaryota, Metazoa, Chordata, Actinopteri, Cyprinodontiformes, Cyprinodontidae. Gene Ontology annotation, molecular function: serine-type endopeptidase activity. The transcript is spliced from 5 exons.